AUGGCCGUGCUGAAAGUCAAAUUCACCAAGACCAACAGGGACAAGCUUGCCCAGGUGCUGUGGAUCCUCAACUGGGUUUCCGUGGUGACGGGGAUGAUUCUGUUUAGCCUGGGGCUCUUCCUAAAGGUGGAGAUCAACAAGCGCUGGGAGCUUAUGGCAGAGAGGGACCUCCACUACGUCCCCAACAUGCUCAUCGCCACAGGCCUCAUCGCCUGUGGCAUCAAUUUCCUGGGCGGGAAGAUCUGCUACGACUGUGCGGACACCACUAAGUUCCUGCGUUGGAAGCUACUGAUGCUGCCCUACAUCAUCUGCACCUUCUUCUUCACCUUCUGCAUCCUGGUGGGGGCUCUCAUGUGCUACGGCAUGCGCAGUGAGCUGGAGGAGGCUCUGGACCUGGGUCUGCAGGACGCCAUGCGCUAUUAUAAGGACACGGACACACCAGGCCGCUGCUUCCUGAAGCGCACUGUGGACCUGCUGCAGAUCCAGUUCCAGUGCUGCGGCAACUUCGGCUUCAGAGACUGGUUCCAGAUCCAGUGGAUCAGCAACCGCUACCUGGACAUGUCCCGCAGGGAGGUUGUGGAGUAAGUACAGACUAGAAUAGUAAUACCCUACCUGCCAGAUCAGACACAGAGCUGAGCUCUGGGCCCAUGUAUACUAUGAUCUUAGGGUUCUUGAAUUUUUGAGGCUCUAGAUGCCCCAAGUGAUCAACCCUCUGUCUCGGUCUCUCCCUUUUCCCUCUCUACGUCUCCAGCCGGCUGAGGAGUAACGUGGAAGGGAAAUACCUGAUGGACGGGGUUCCCUUCAGCUGCUGUAACAUUAACUCACCACGGCCCUGCAUCCAGCACCAGAUCACCAACAGCUCAGCCCACUUCAACUAUGAAUACCAGACAGAGGAGCUCAACUUGUGGAGGAAAGGCUGCCGCCAGGCCCUGCUGGAGUACUACACCCACAUCAUGCAGUCCAUCGGCCUCACCUUCCUCAUCAUCUGGCUGUUUGAGGUAGGCAUAUGGGUGUCCUUACAAACAGACUGAUGUGGUUUGAAUAGAAGUAAGCAUGGUGCCUGGGACUUUUAUCUGACAUAACAACCACUCCCGUUAUUUAGACUCAGCAAACCACUAAUCAUAAAUAACUCAAGCUACAUUGCAGUAUUCUGUCUAUGACACCUUGUCCUUGCAGGGAAGUGAUCAGGGCUUCUGGUCUAACUCCCAUGCCCUUUAUCCUCCCUUAGCGUGAUAAUAGUAUUGUUCAUUCACUUUGCAUGCUCCCUAAUCCCACACUAAAUCUCUUUUGUGACAUUGGCUCCGGGUUAUCCAUGCUCAGCUUUGUGUGGACACACCCUUUGUCCUCUACUGGGUCACAUGGAACUGUCCCAAAAUACACAUCCCAAACCUCAGCUACUUCUGGGACGCACAUUUUUACUCUGGUCCACUAUAAAUGAUAAACAAAAGUUAUAUUACAUAGUCUAGGGAUUUCCUCAGUAAUGUUUGUUUCCUGUUGUAGCUGUCGGUGCUGACGGGGGUGCGUUACCUCCAGACAUCCCUGGAGAACGUGCUGAGACAGGGAGACCCAGACUCAGAGUCCGACGGCUGGCUCCUGGAGAACAGCUUUGUGGAGACAGCCAGAUCCAACUUCAACAUCAUAAAGAGCUUGGGGAAGUGCAACCAGAUUGACACAGCCAACAAUGGCGACCCCAACAUCGAUGUCCCCUCCACAGCCUACUAUGGACCAGACAACCUGCCCCCAAAACAGAUACCUGUGGCCAGUUGA
This is a messenger RNA of Coregonus sp. 'balchen', 1767 nucleotides long. The record is from the annotation of a GenBank genome assembly. Lineage: Eukaryota; Metazoa; Chordata; Actinopteri; Salmoniformes; Salmonidae.